AUGGAUCAAGAUCAGUACAGCCAGGGCUACUACUCCCGCCCAGCAGCUGGACUGCCGUCACAGGCCACCACGGCCGCCGGAACCCCUCUUCGCCCCGGUACGCCUAAUACUGAGAACAGCCGCAAUCCCUUUGGCGAUGGUAUCGAGUCGCAAGCUUCCCAGAGAGGCCCCAUGGCCGGCACCCCAAUGGGUACAAACCCAUUCGGCACGCCUGCCGUCUCGCGACCUGCCUCGAGCUUCGGCUCAUCCAGUGCCAUUGGCGCCCGCUUCGACGAGCGCUCCCAGCGGUAUUUCCACUCGAGACGUAUUCGCAAGGAGGAUGUCGAAAAGCCUUGGUUGGACAAGGCCGACCCCAAGGAGAAAUGGGUCACCAUCAUUCCUAUUAUCGGUAUCUUCAUUGGUCUCGCCGUCUCUGGCUUCCUUGUCUGGGACGGAAUCAAUAGUGUCGUAAAGCACAAGUACUGUCCCAUUCUUAUGGAGGAUUUCUCCGGCGGCAGUCUCGACAGCAACAUCUGGACUCAGGAGGUGCAAGUCGGCGGCUUUGGCAACGGUGAAUUCCAGCAGACCACUGCCGAUGGCGAGAACGUCUUCCUCAAGGACGGCAACUUGGUCAUCCUUCCCACUCUCCAAGACUCCGCUCUCAUUGAGAAGGAUAAUGAGAUUGACCUGCUCAAGGACGGAACUUGCACUUCUACCGAGUUCUCUGCCUGUGUUGCUGCUACCAACACCACCUCCGGCAACUCUUCCAUUGUUCCCCCCACCAAGUCUGGCCGCAUCAACACCAAGAAGGGUGCUACCCUCAAGUAUGGCCGCGUCGAGGUCGUCGCCAAGCUCCCCAAGGGUGAUUGGCUCUGGCCUGCCAUCUGGAUGAUGCCCGUUGAGGAUACCUAUGGUGCCUGGCCCCUCUCGGGCGAGAUUGAUAUCAUGGAGUCCCGCGGUAACAACUGGACCUAUGCACAGGGUGGUAACAACAUUGUCUCCUCUGCUCUGCACUGGGGCCCCGACCAAGCCAACGAUGCCUGGUGGAGGACCAACAACAAACGUCAGGCCCUGCACACGACAUAUAGUGAUGAGUUCAAUACUUUUGGGCUUGAAUGGUCCCAGAAGUACCUUUUCACCUACGUCAACAGCCGUUUGUUGCAGGUCCUCUAUACCAACUUUGACGAGCCCAUGUGGCAGCGUGGCGACUUCCCCCAGACCAACUCCAAUGGUUCCCGUCUAGAGGAUGUCUGGAGUCAAACUGGCCGUUCCAACACCCCCUUUGACCAGAAGUUUUAUCUCAUCAUUAACGUGGCUGUCGGCGGUACCAACGGCUGGUUCGAGGAUGGCCAGUCUGGCAAGCCGUGGGUGGGAAACGGCCCCAACGUCAAGAAGGAUUUCUGGAAUGCUCGCGACCAGUGGUACCCUACCUGGACCCAACCCGAGCUCACUGUUCAGAAGGUUUCCAUGUGGCAGCAGUGCGACGGCAACGAGGAUCUGUAG
Molecule: messenger RNA, 1482 nt
Organism: Colletotrichum orchidophilum
Lineage: Eukaryota; Fungi; Ascomycota; Sordariomycetes; Glomerellales; Glomerellaceae
Product: beta-1,3-glucan-binding protein
Exons: 2
Coding region: 1-1482 (493 amino acids)
Biological process (GO): carbohydrate metabolic process
Molecular function (GO): hydrolase activity, hydrolyzing O-glycosyl compounds
Source: RefSeq, a predicted model, not a curated record